Messenger RNA from Acipenser ruthenus (sterlet), 6268 nucleotides. RefSeq names its product zinc finger protein 608. The transcript is spliced from 10 exons. Gene Ontology annotation, biological process: regulation of transcription by RNA polymerase II. The record is from RefSeq and is a predicted model, not a curated record. The coding region runs from base 959 to 5338 and encodes 1459 amino acids. NCBI's taxonomy places the organism in Eukaryota, Metazoa, Chordata, Actinopteri, Acipenseriformes, Acipenseridae. Gene Ontology annotation, cellular component: nucleus.
UUUAGUUGGGUAACGCAAGCUUAAAAAUUGUGAGCGAGUCUCUAAAAUGAGAACAUUUAACAAUCUGAUUGGUAAUUAUUAAGAACCCGUAGUAUUGUUACUUUAAAAAAAAUUGUGCACACUGAAUACAAAAUUAAUUUAUACUGACGAUACCGUAAUACACAGUUAUAUUUCCCAGGAAGAAAUGUUUCCGCAAAUGAAAAGAAAAUCUCGAUAGCCUUUUUAAUCUGUCGUGGUGAGGAUAUAUCCCCCCACCCAUCAGCAAUUAAUCUUUUUUUAAACAAAAUUAUUGUAUUGUAAAGUGAAGGGAACCAGUGCCAAAUCCAGACAGCCAUCCAACUCCACUCCAGAUUUUUUGAUCCCCUUUAUUUUUCUCGGUAAUUUAUCCCAGGGUUCGCAAAUUCUAUCUUGUUACAAGCAGGACGCCUGUAGGUUUGUUUCAUGGCCUCAUUACUUACUGAUCUGGGUGGCUGUGAAGUCUUGGAUUGAAGGCGGAAUGUGAAGUUUGAAAACUUUACCUUGGUGUUUUUUUUUUUCUUCAAUUUUUUUUUUGUUAUUAUUUUUAUUGGAGACUCGAGUCCUGUUAAUCUUGUCAGAUUGUAACUGAUGCAUUUUUUGCUGUUAAGAGAAGAAAGAGGAUUUUAACUGGAUGGUUCACUUUUUGACUGGCAUUAUACAGCAAUUUGAAUUUUGAUUGGGCUCUAUGGUAUUAAUAUGAGGCAGUUCUGUAAUCUUGGUAGGGUAUUUGUUUUGUCGCCUUGCUGGAACAAAAUGACCGAAGGCACUGAAGGAUGUGAUGGAUCUGGACAUAAGGUUGUAGAGCUAAGGAUGCACUGAUAUAAUUAAAGGGGAAAAAAGAAAGGAGGGUUAGAUACGCAGGUGAACAACGAAUGUCCUCUCACCAAGUUCAAGUCGGGGGAAUUCAUCGACAUUUUAUGCCAGAAAUCUCACCUCCAGGAUGUCCAUGAAUAGUUCCACAGGUGAAAAAAGUGUGGAUCCAAACGCAGUUGAUACUUAUGACAGUGGUGAUGAUUGGGAAAUUGGGGUUGGCAAUUUGAUCAUUGACUUGGACGCUGAUUUGGAGAAAGACAGACAAAAAUUGGAGAUGAAUAAUUCUGCUAAUAACACCACCAGCUCAAAGGAUUGUGGGGGUCUGACAUCCAGUGGUGCUAAUGCAACAUCAGCCUUAUCGGAUGGCUUAAAAUUUACAUCUGUUCAGCCCCCUGCUCCCCAGGGAAAUUCCAAUAAGGAGACUGGCAAAUCCAAAGUGAAAAGGAACAAAACUUCUAAGGAUGCGAAUAAAUCUCUUUCCUCUGCUGCAUUGUAUGGGAUUCCAGAGAUCAGCAGUGCUGGUAAGAGGCAGGAAGUUCAAGGGCGCCCUGGGGAGGGACCUGGCAUGAAUUCAGCUCUGGGCCAAGCUGUUAGUAACCCAAACACUUGUAAUGCAAUUGUUUCAUGCACUAAAAUCAAAGAAGAAAAAAAUGGUAAAAAUCAGAGCAGGGGCUCAAAAAGGGAUAAGGAUGUCAAUAAAGCGAGGAAGGAAAAGCAUGAAAUUGGACAUGCGAAUUCAAGUGCCAGUCCCUCAUCUGGCCAUCUAUACGGAUUUGGAGCCAAAGGGAGUCCAUAUCAUGGGGACACUGUGGUGGGAGAUGUUAACAAAAGUGGUCUGGAUUCAGGGAUAAUGGGGAACUCUAUAGUUUUAAAGAAAGAGGAGGACGAAGAGGAGAGCCACAGACUAAUGAAGAAAUUGAAAUCCGAAAAGGUGGAUCCCUUGUUUACAGUGCCUGCACCUCCUCCACCAAUUUCCAGCAGUAUACCACCACAACUCCUGCCUUCCUGUUUUUCUCCAUCCUCAAACAUUUCUGCCCCAACUGAACAACUGUUAGUAAGGACUCGUUCAAUGGGAGUAAAUACAUGUGAAGCUGGAGUUGUAACGGAACCAGAAUGCCUUGGGCCGUGUGAACCUGGAACUAGUGUUAACCUUGAGGGCAUUGUAUGGCAUGAAACUGAAGAAGGUGUCCUUGUGGUGAAUGUGACAUGGAGGAACAAGACCUAUGUGGGGACACUACUGGAUUGCACAAAACAUGACUGGGCCCCUCCCAGGUUUUGUGAAUCGCCAACAAGUGACCUUGAGAUGCGAGUCGGCCGGGGCAGAGGCAAACGGGCACGCCCUGUGGCUGCCAACCCUCCUGGUGCGGACCCCAGCUUUACUGAGAUGAGGGGACUGCAAAACAAGAACCGUGGCGGGGCCAAUGGUAAAGGGAGGCGGGGGAGCCUAAACUCCAGUAGUGGCCGGCGGACACCCCCAAACUGCACCUUGGAGGAGAUAAAGGCCAGCCCAACAUCCACCAACAAGCGGAAGAACAAGCUGUCCAUGGAGCUGGAUCUCAACUGCAGCUCAGAAGACAUAAAACUUGGAAAGCGGGUUCGCACAAACUCUAGGAGCACACCCACCACCCCUCAAGGGAGGUCUGAGGCUUCUUUUUUGGAGCAAGGUUGCUCCUCUCCAGUGCUCAUAGACUGCCCUCAUCCCAACUGUAACAAGAAAUACAAGCACAUCAAUGGGCUGCGGUACCACCAGGCACACGCACACUUAGACCCAGAAAAUAAGAUGGAGUUUGAGCCAGAGAGUGAGGAUAAAAUUUCUGACUGUGAUGAGGCCCUGAGCAAUGUGGCUCUGGAAUGCACAGAAACAGGCUUUGGUUCUCCAAAAGGUCCAAAUUCUCCUGGCAGCUUAAGUGCACCAGGAACACCAAAGGGCAAAAGGGAAGUGCUUAACAGUGCCCAGAGUCCUGUGAUGAAUUCUAAGGCUGGCAAGAACACUGGUAAAAAGAAGGGACUUACCAAUGAUCUAAAUAACUUUCCUGUCAUCUCAAACAUGGCCGCAGCUUUGGAAAACUGUGUCGCUGCUGCUGAUGGUAAUCCGGCUGCGGAGAUGCCAAAACUUGAAGCUGAGGGUAUGAUUGACAAGAAGUGUGUGGGUGACAAGGACAAGGGAAAAAAAGCAAGCAAUGGGAAAUUGGAUAAAUCCUUAUCCAAGCCCAAGACCACCAGGCCUAUUGCUCCAGCCCCUCCCCCUCCCCAGUUGAUAGCCAUCCCUACUGCCACCUUCACUGCCACCACCACAGGUACAAUUCCAGGCUUGCCUUCACUGACGACCACAGUUGUCCAGGCAACACCAAAGAGCCCUCCCUUGAAGCCCAUUCAACCAAAGCCUACAAUAAUGGGAGAACCCAGUACUGUAAACCCUGCCCUGGUCUCACUCAAAGACAAGAAAAAAAAGGAGAAGCGGAAGUUGAAAGAAAAGGAAGGCAAAGAAGCAGGGAACUCCAAAAUAGAAACAAAACUCGCAAAGAUUGAGGACCCCAAGAACGCUGGGAAAGAGUUACCAGGGCAUUUUUUAAAGGAACACUUGAACAAAAGUGAGGUGCUAGCAAACGGCCUAUCUGAAUCUCAAGAGAGCAGGAUGGCCAGCAUAAAAGCAGAGGCCGAUAAGGUCUACACAUUUACGGAUAAUGCCCCCAGCCCCUCAAUAGGGAACUCAUCCAGACUGGAGUGCAAUGGACAAUCCCCCAUGACCCCAAUACUUGUCUUGACUCAAAAUGGGGGUGAUGGUACUGCCUAUUCAGAUAUAUCAGAUGCUGCAGAUGAUGGUGGCUCGGACAGCCGUUCGGAAGGCUUGAGGUCCAAGACCAGCUCUCCAUUGGAGAUGAGUUCCAAUAAGGAGAGUGUAGUCAAGAGCCUUCCAACUACCCCUGUUCAAGCAGCCCAGGUGAAGGAGUCACAGUCUCCUUAUUACCAUGGAUAUGACCCUUACUAUUCCCCAAACUAUAUGCACUCUGGACAGGGCAAUGCCCCUGCCUCUGAAAACGGUGGCACACCACCAGGUAGUAAAACCAAGAAAGAGGGUUUUGAGGAGGAAAAUGACAAAAAGGAGAAGGUGGCGGUCUUGAAUUCAGACUCUAAAAAGAGUGAAAUGAUCAAUUCAAAUUUACAGGCCCAGCACCAAUCUGUGAUUACCCAGAGACACCCUGCACUUGCCCAGUCACUUUAUUAUGGACAAUAUGCCUAUGGACUUUAUAUGGACCAGAAAUCCUUAAUGUCCUCCAAUGCUGCAUAUAGGCAGCAGUACGAGAAGUAUUAUGAGGACCAACGGUUGGCAGAGCAGAAAAUGGCUCAGAUCACCUGGGAGGGAGAAAGGAAAGCUGAACUCCAGCAUAAAGAACAAGGAAAGGAAGACAUGAAACAGAAGACAAUCCCAUCAGCCACAAUCUCAAAAGCUCCAGCCACCCUGGAAUCCAACAAGAAAUGUAGCAGUAAAGCUGGACCUGGGGCUCCCAUAAAAACAGAGGACACUGGGAAAUGCCAGAUUCUGUCGAGCCGUCAGCAGCAGCAGCAGUUGCAAUCGGAAAAUUUUAAAACCAAGCAAAUGGAGAACCACCAACUGAUCAAAGAAGCAGUUGAAAUGAAAUCUGUAAUGGAUUCUAUGAAGCAAACUGGGGUGGAUCCUACACUGAGGUUCAAACAGGAACAGGAUUCCCGAUCUUGGCACCAUUACGUCUACCAGCCCAAAUACACAGAGCAACAAAAACCAGAAGACCUCGAUAAGAAGCCUAAAGAGGACGGUCUCAGUAAGACUACCAAAAAGGAAAUUGCUGGCCUCAACCUUCCAGUCUCACAAGCCACUAUAAAGGAGGAGUCCAAGGACUUUAAAAAGCAGGACUCUCAUUCCGGCUCUUUGGAGGACUGUAAAAAACCAGACGAUCGCAGGAUGCCGGUCAGUGGGAAGGACUCUCGAGGUGCACGGGUUGCAGUCUCAUCACCCAUGAGCCAGCACCAGUCCUAUAUUCAGUACCAGCAUGCCUAUCCUUAUUUGCAGAUGUAUGAUCCCAACCACCCAGCCUACCGCGCUGUCUCCCCUGUUUUAAUGCACAGCUACCCUGGUUUCCAUUACCCCAUCUAUGGGAAGAUGGCAGGCAGAGAAGAAGUGGAGAAAGCAAACACCAGCCCCAGCAUAAGCACUAAACCGGCUUCAGAGUCAAAAGCACUAGACUUGCUCCAGCAGCAUGCCAAUCAGUAUCGCAGCAAAUCUCCUGGGCCUGCAGAGAGGGGCCCUUCUGAACGAGAGAGAGAAGCAGAGCGGGAGAGAGAUCGCCAUUCCCCAUUUGCACGACACCUUCACACGCAUCAUCACACGCAUCUCGGAAUGGGCUAUCCCCUCAUACCCGGCCAGUAUGACCCUUACCCUGGGUUGACCUCUGCUGCCCUUGUUGCCAGUCAGCAGGUGGCUGCUCAGGCUUCUGCAUCUGGUAUUUUUCCCACACAAAGGAGAGAAUGAUUUGGAGAACUGUACAUAGGCAUGUGACUGGAUCACAUGAGCAAAUGCUUUAUUACAGACAUCAGUUCCAUGGUGUUGACAUUUGAUUGCCUUGAUGGCAGGCAAAAAAAAACUGUCAUUUUUGUUUUUUUGAAUUGAAUAUUUUAUAAGAGUUACCAAUGUUGCUGUAAUUUAGACUUUUGUUGAAAUAUAUAUUCUUACCUUUUAUUUGUAACAGUAACCAGGCUCACACAUGCAGGGUCAGCUGCUAAUGGCAAGCAUUGGAAAAUAAAUGUGUUUGUCACAUUUGGGAAAGUGUUAGCCACAAAAUGGCCACUUUAUUAUUUUGUAUAGAAAUAUAUCGUUAUGUAUCGGUGUGCCUGAACGUAUGUAUAUUGUAAUAUUUCCGACAUGCCCUGACACUUUGGUACUAUGUAUAUGUAUACUAUUUAGUGGCUCCUUGGGUUUCUAUUUAAAAAGAAAAGAAAAUUGCAUCUGUGUAAAUUUGACUGUAUUCUGUUUGUUGUUUACUGUGUAUUGUGAAGAAUCUUGAUUUUGAGGGCUUUGGGUGCCAGUACCAUAAAACUGUGGUGUAUAUACUGUAUAGAUUUUAAAUGGCAGAAUAUAAGAGUCUGUGAAUAAUAUUAAAGAAAGCUUGUUUUUAUAUGACCUUGAAUGGCAGUUUACCCGAUAGCCUGCAUAGCUGAAGACAUUUGUGAUUGUUCUAUUACUUGAAUAGUCCUGCAGUCUUUUAAAUGUUUACAAUUAUCCACAUUUAGGGGUGAGACUUAAAUGCCGUUGCCUGGUUACUUGUUCCAUGCUGUAAUCUAGUUUAUUUUAUGUAAAGUGUAUAUUGAAUGCUUUCUUUUUUAUACCUGCCUUAAAAUAAUAAUAAUAAUUAUAAUAAUGAUAAUAAUUUGGCAAUCAAAAUAAAAAAAAGUUUGUUUUUUG